Clunio marinus is the source of this 2699-nucleotide messenger RNA. Lineage: Eukaryota; Metazoa; Arthropoda; Insecta; Diptera; Chironomidae. The record is from the annotation of a GenBank genome assembly.
AUGCGCGGAAAACUGUUGUGAAAAUAUUUUUCUCUGUGAUUCUACCGAGUGGUUUAUCGAUUUUUUUUCUCGUGUGCCGGGUAAAAAUACUAAGAAAUCGAAAUAAAAAUGUUUCAGUAAAAAUUUAGUUUCACAAAUUUCAUAUUCAUAAUAUUUAAAGUUGCUUUAAUUUAUUAAUUUUAAUAUUGUGCUUGUCCGUCGAAUGAUUUUCGUUUCUUGAUUGCACAACAAAGGAAGUUUAAAGUUGAACACAAGUAGCGUGAUUAAGAAGAUCCGGAAUUGAGUUGAAUUAAAAAUUAUAAAAAAAUGAGUGACGAGGACUCAAAGCGAGUAUUGAAUGAACCAACAGAUGCAUCAAUUGAAGUGCCGAACAAUGCUGACAAUAAAAAGACCUUGAAAGAUGUCGUUCUGGAUGGUCUCGAAGAAAAGGGGAAGGGAAAGGAUUGUUGGCUUUGGGUUUUAUUCAUUCUUUGCAUCACGCCAAACAUCAUCAACGGUUUUCACAUCUCAUCUUACGUAUUUCUAAUUCCCGAAUCGUACUUCUGUCUAGUGCCCGAACUGCAUCACAAAAAUUGGACCAAUGAACAGAUCAGAGAAAUUGCUGUGCCUGGCGGUCUCGAAACGAAUCAAAGUUGCGAGGUCUACAUGUGGGAUUAUGAGAAAUUUUCUGAUCUCAGCUAUGCCCAAGCGAAGAGUUAUCUUAAAGGCAAACAUAAACCUGAAACGAAAUCAUGUUUCGAGAUGAAAGAUACGAUCAAUGACGACUACGCAUUCCAUUUUGAACAGGAGAAAGACGUCAGCUUUGUUCCCGAAUGGAAUUUGGUGUGUGAACGAACAGCAUUGCGGUCAAAUGUUCAAGUAGCUUUAAGUAUAGGGAAGUUUGUUGGUGCAUCAACCUUUGGGAUUAUCAGUGACAAAUAUGGUCGGAAAAUGGCAUUCAAUGUUGCUGCGACGCUUUACAUUCUGUCUGGUUUGUUGACAACAUUUUCCCCGACUUACAUUUUCUUGAUCAUUGGACGUAUCGGACUUGGCUUCUGUGGAUCGGGCGUUUUCUACUCACUCUUCACACUCAUCACAGAGAAUUCCGGACAAAAAUAUCGAUCAAGCUUGUCGAUAGCUUACAACUUUUCAUAUCCAUUGGGAUUCUUGUUUCUUGCCUUUGCAGCUUACAUCACACCACACUGGAGGGACUUGUCGCUUGUGUUAACCAUUCCAUCAUUCUUACUCAUUAUUCACCUUAUAUGGCUCGUUGAAUCUCCUCGAUAUCUCAUCAGUAAAGGAAAAUACAAAAAAGCUUAUUUAAUGCUUUACCGUAAAAAGCCAUCACCUGAUUAUUUGCUUGAACUUCAAUGUGACAAGGAAGCGAUAAUUGAGUCAAUGGAUGAGAAAUCAUCGACAGUUUCAUUCGCAGAUAAAAUAGGAAAACUUUUUCAUGAAAUUAUAAAAAUUUAUGGACCGGCAACACUUCGUCGUAAAGCUUUGAUUUGCCACUUUACAUGGUGCGUGACAUCACUCACAUAUUACAUGCUGGCACUUAAUGCUGAAAAUUUCAAAGCCAAUAUCUAUAUUUGGACGGGUCUGACUGGAACGGUCGACAUUUUUGGUUACAUCGUUUCUAUUUUCAUUCUCAAAUGGUCAACCCGCAGACUUUCACAGUUCACGUUAUUUGUCCUUGCCGGCGCUUUCCUUCUCUUUGUCCUUGCCAUCGCCAAAGAAGCCGAAUUUGUGCUGCUUGUGUUUGCGAUGAUGAGUCGCUUUUGCAUAACGUCAGUGUAUGCUAUCAUGACCUUGCACACCGCUGAGAUGUUCCCAACUGAAGUGAGAAAUUCCGUGUUGGGCAUAAGUUCGACUGCAGCACAUUUUGGGUCGUUCUUCGCUCCUUAUAUUGUUGAUCUUCUUGGGCCAAUCGCUUGGUACAUGCCAACAACAAUUUGUGGAACUUUAGUUGUCGCUGCUGGCUUUCUGACAUUAUUUCAACCUGAAACAAAAGGCCACGGCUUGACUGAUCAUGUCCAUGAAGACAUAAAUCGGGAGAAUGACGACGCAGAUGUUGAAAUGAAUUCGAAGAAUUAAAAGACAAUUAUAAUUAUAUUAAGCUAUAAGUCGUCAUGUUGAUACACAAUAUAAAUAUCACUGACAAUAUCUUGACGCAACAUUCAAGACAAUUAUUUCUACAGUAAUUUAAUAAUAAAAUAAAAAGAAAUUCUGCUGAAAAGAAGACAAAAAAUAUUUUCAUCAUCAAAGAGACUUUCACUUUAUCUAAAUACUAAUUUAUUUUAUUAGAAAAAAAAUACAAAGACUGAGAUUCUAUUUCAAUUACUCGUUAAAUUCCAAUGAAAUUGCUUCUAAAAUAAGAAAAAUUGCGUGAAGUAUUAAAAUAAAAAAUAAGAAAAUUGCGAAGCUUCUCUCUAGUUUUGUUUAAUGUUCUUAUCACCGACAGAAAUUUCGUUGUUGUUCUCAUCGUAAACAAUUUUCUUCUCAUUGACAGCUGAUUUCGCCUUCUUAUUGUAUGAUUUGAUGUAGAAUGACGAGAACAUGUAAGUGAAGAGAGCAGCGUUAAUUGAAAGCAACAUUCCGAUUGAUUUUGGAAAUGUGCAGUUGGGUUGAAAUUGAAGUUGAAUUGUGUGACAGAAAACCACUAAAAAUUGAAUAAUUUGCAUAAUGGUCAAAUACCGUUUCCACCACAAAUAUUUUUGCAU